This is a messenger RNA of Talaromyces amestolkiae, 1131 nucleotides long. RefSeq lists its product as uncharacterized. Gene Ontology annotation, molecular function: FAD binding. The coding region runs from base 1 to 1131 and encodes 376 amino acids. The transcript has 5 exons. The record is from RefSeq and is a predicted model, not a curated record. Lineage: Eukaryota; Fungi; Ascomycota; Eurotiomycetes; Eurotiales; Trichocomaceae. Gene Ontology annotation, biological process: secondary metabolite biosynthetic process.
AUGGUUCAACUACAAGACGAUAAUACCUUACACGUCGCCAUCAUCGGCGGAGGACCGGGUGGUCUUGCAACUGCUAUUGCCUUGUCGGCUUUGUCAAACGUGCAAGUACACGUAACACUGUACGAAAAGGCACGUGAGUUGAGAGAGAUUGGCGCCGGUCUGAAUAUUGGAUAUAAUUCCUGGCGUUGUUUGGAACUCCUCGGUGCUCGUCAUGAGGUCAAUGGUCAUUUGGUCGAUGAAGUUCAGCAGCGCAAUGGUUUGGAUGGAAAUCUUCUUGCUAAGCGCGGUCCAUCAAAUUUACCGCUCAAGUACCAGUCACGACGAGUCAGGAGAACACGAUUACAGAAAGCUCUGAUCAAUCAGGUCCCGGCUGGAAUAAUUCAGCUACGCAAGGAGUUACUUUCUAUAGAGAACAUACCUGAAGGCGGGGCAAAUUUGUACUUCUCCGACGGAACGCAGGUAGUCGCUGACUUGGUAGUCGGAGGUGAUGGGAUUCGAUCAGUCGUAAGGCAAACCGCCUUCCCUGAGCACACCAUCAAAUUCACCGGCACAACGAUAUGGCGCACUUUAGUACCUCUCUCAUCUAUCUCCCACAUCCCCGACGUUCCGACUUGCACAUCCUGGUGGCACGGUACAGCGGGCCAUGUGUAUUUUUCUCCGGUAGAUGAUCCAUCGGAGAUAGACCCAGAAAAACAAGAUAUCGAGAUAUCUUCACGGUUCCUCGUUGACCCCGAGACCGAUAAGGUCAGGAGAUGGAGCUGGGGUAUCGACACGACGAAUGAGCAUGUUGAAGCGCAUUUUACGAAUUACGAUACCAGGGUGAAAGAAGCUCUCGCCAAAGUCCCAAAAGACUCGUGGAAGGAGUUUUCUGCCUUUGCAGGGCCACGUUUGAACGAACUACAUGCAUGGAACAAACUCGUCUUGAUCGGUGAUGCAAGUCAUCCUUUGACUGGCGCGUUUGGCUCCGGCGCCGCAUUUGCAAUGGAGGAUGGCUGGAUUCUUGCGCAAAGUAUUGAAUAUGUGUUCUCUGCUCUUGCGUCAAAGCAGUCAUCAUUCUCAAAGCAAGACGGCCUUCAGAAGGUGUUGAAUAUUUUUGACACGAUUCGAUCCCCUUACUAUGCGCGCAUGUAG